Sorex fumeus (smoky shrew) is the source of this 1998-nucleotide messenger RNA. RefSeq names its product non-SMC condensin II complex subunit H2 (gene NCAPH2). The coding region runs from base 130 to 1983 and encodes 617 amino acids. Gene Ontology annotation, cellular component: nucleus; condensin complex. The transcript has 20 exons. Lineage: Eukaryota; Metazoa; Chordata; Mammalia; Eulipotyphla; Soricidae. Gene Ontology annotation, molecular function: chromatin binding. The record is from RefSeq and is a predicted model, not a curated record. Gene Ontology annotation, biological process: mitotic sister chromatid separation; meiotic chromosome condensation.
GCCGCCCGCGGCGUCGUUCCUGGGCGGGAACAGCAAAAUGGCGCCAGAGCGGGCGGCGGGCUGAGCGCGAGACUGGCGCCCCGCAGAGCCGGCCCCGCGGCCCCCGGGCCGCCGCUGCCCCUCCCGGACAUGGAGGACGUGGAGGCGCGCUUCGCCCACCUGCUGCAGCCCAUCCGCGACCUCACCAAGAACUGGGAGGUGGACGUGGCGGCGCAGCUGGGCGAGUACCUGGAGGAGCUGGACCAGAUCUGCAUUUCCUUUGAUGAGGGCAAGACCAGCAUGAACUUCAUCGAGGCCGCGCUCCUGAUCCAGGGCUCCGCCUGCGUAUACAGCAAGAAGGUGGAGUACCUGUACUCGCUGGUCUACCAGGCUCUGGACUUCAUCUCCGGGAAGAGGCGGGCCAAGCAGCUCCCCUCGGAGCAGGCACAGGCGUCCAGCGGGAGCCUUCCCUCCGGGGCCUCCCAGGAGGUGGAGGAUGAGUUCCUGUCGCUGGACGACCUCCCUCACUCCCGGACCAACAUCUACCUGCGGGCCGGCCAGGAGCCCACCGAAGUGCUCAUCAUUCCACUCCUGCCUAUGGCCCUGGUGGCCCCCGACGAGCUGGAGAAGAGCCAGCACCCGCUGUAUAGCUGUCAGGGGGAGAUCCUGGCCAGCAGGAAGGACUAUCGGAUGAACACGAGCACCCCGAACCUCCAAGGCUCCUUCAUGCUGGAGCCCAUAGGCAUGUGCCAGGAGACCCUGGGAGAGCCGCAGGAGGCCAGGGAGGCUGAGGAGCAGCCCAUGGACGUCUCUUUGUCUGCGAGCCCUGCCCCUGGCCCUGUGCUCAGCUGCUGCCAGGACCCAGGUCCUUCCCGAGACGCUCAGAUGCCCGGCAACAAUGGAGGCGAGGACGAAGAUGCAGGCUGUGGGGUAGAGGCCCCCUCCCCAGAGCCUCCAGAGUCUGGGAGCCCACAGGGCACAGUACAGCCCCGGAAGUAUUUGCUGCGGGAGAGGCACCAGGUGCUGGAGCCUGUGUCCCGGCUAAAGGAGACCCCAGACCCCUGGCAGAGUCUGGACCCCUUUGACUCCCUGGAUUCAAAGCCCUUCAAGAAAGGUCGGCCCUUCUCUGUGCCCCCCUGUGUGGAAGAGGCUCCAGGGCAGAAACGCAAGAAGAAAGGCGCCUCCAAGCUGCAGGACUUCCACCAGUGGUACCUGGCUGCCUACAACGACCACGCUGACGCCAGGAGGUCCCGGAGGAAGGGCCCGUCCUUCGCAGACAUGGAAGUCCUGUACUGGAAGCACGUGAAGGAGCAGCUGGAGACCCUCCGGAGGCUGCAGAGGCGGCAGAUGGCUCCGCGCUGGCUCCCAGGAACCGAGGAGGGGCUGUGGCCCGUGGAGGAGGACCGGGGAGAAGACUCCUCAGAGGACCUAGGGGCCGCAGAGGACGACCUAGAGGCUGCGGAGUACGCCGAGCCUGAGGGGGCAGAGCCCGAGGAAGCCAUAGACCUGAAAGACGCCGCCAUGCCCGCACCGCUGAGCUACGAAGAGCUGGUCCGCAAGAAUGUGGAGCUGUACAUCACCUCCUCCCAGAGGUUCGUGCAUGAGACGGAGCUGAGCCAGCGCAUCCGAGACUGGGAGGACAGAGUGCAGCCCCUCCUCCAGGAGCAGGAGGAGCGCGUGCCCUUCGACAUCUACACAUACCAGGACCAGGUGAUCUCAAGCUUCAGCCAGCUCAACCAGUGGUGCCCCUUUGCGCAGCUAGUGGCCGGCCAGCCUGCCUUCGAGGUGUGCCGCUCUAUGCUGGCCUCCCUGCAGCUGGCCAACGACCACACGGUGGAGAUCAGGCAGCAGCCGGGCCUGGAGGAGGCCGUGGACACCAUGUCCCUGAGGCUGCUCACGCAGCAGAGGGCCUACCAGCGCUUCCAGACCUACACGGCCCCGUCCAUGGCCCAGCCCCAGGCUGGGCCUCCCUCCCCCGCCCCGAGUCCUUCUGGCCCAGCCUAAUAAAGUGUCGUGACU